This is a messenger RNA of Musa acuminata subsp. malaccensis (wild Malaysian banana), 1867 nucleotides long. The record is from RefSeq and is a predicted model, not a curated record. Lineage: Eukaryota; Viridiplantae; Streptophyta; Magnoliopsida; Zingiberales; Musaceae.
CGGUCACAUCUGGUCUUCCUGCGCCGCUCACGCUUUGCCGUGCGGAGUUGAAGAAGGAGAAGAAUACGAAGCAGAGAAGCAGGAGAUUACUGGUUCGUUCGAAGCAACUGGUCAUGGUGGAAGAAAAGCAGCAUGCGGGAGGAGGAAGAAGAGAGAAGAGAACCGAUCGGCUGGGUCGCCCCUCUCCCAAUCCUCCUCGUCUCUCCCCCUGUAAGCGCAACCCUGCCACGUCCUCCUGCUCCUCCUCCUCCUCCUCUUCCUCCUCCUCUUUUCACCACCUGCUUAAGAAGACCCGGUACGCCCCCGACCUCUUCCUCUGCCAUAGCUGUGGUCUCCGUUUCCCUUCCAACAACAACAACAACAACCCCCUCGACCAUCUCCGAUCCCAGUGGCGCGUCGCCCUCCUCUGCCGCACCUGCCUCGCCCGCGUCAAAUCAGCUGACAUCUGCUCCUAUUGCUUCUCCCCCUUCUCCCCCAUCGCUGACGCCGAACGUUCCCUCACUUGCCUCAGUUGCUCCUGCCGCGUCCAUCUCGGAUGCGUCGACCGCGAGCACCGCUGCCUCGAUCCUUGUCGCCUGGAGCCGGGCUCCUUCACCUGCGUCGAUUGCUGUGUGAUCCCUAAAUUUUGGGGCAGGAAACCUGGAAUUGGUUCUAGGGUUUCGCUCGAGGUGGUGGUGAGGGAAGCCAGUUCUGUGGCAGAGAAGAAGAUCGAGGCAGCUGCCAGGGCCAGGGAAAAUGCUCUGAAGAAGGCUGAUGCUGCAAAACGUGCCGCUGAACGGGCUAGGAAUGCGUUAGGUGCUGUUCUUGCAGCCAAGGGGGAUAUUUCAGAGCAGAAUGCUGAUCUGGCUGCAGUUACCGAUCAAGAACUGGCUCUCCAGCUACAUCUGGCUAUGAAUGGGUCUAGGAGGAUCUCAAGGAGUUCUUCUUGCUCUUUAAGUUCAGGUGCUGUUGGUUCAAUUGACGUAAAGAAAGUGUGUGGCCGAGGUGGUGAUCAGAUGAGCAGGAAUGUUGAUUCCGGUGAUCGCGGAAUUUGCAAAGCAGCUGAGAUUUGUGCUGAAGAUAAUUCCUUUCUUGAUGUGGCAGCGAGAACUGUGUUUGGUCAGGGUUCAGAUGUUGAUUCAGAAUCCAACAGGAAUCAGCAGAAGAAGCUAAUUGAUGAUAAUGGCAGAGAUGGUCAUGCUGUUAUGCCACCAAAGGAGAAUCCGGGCAACUCUUCUGAUAGAAUUGUUAGUUCUGAUGCAGAUUUUUGUAGCACCGACUCUGUAUCGUUGGAUUAUGAGAAGAAAAAAGUAUCUGAUGUUGUAUUGUUUCCAUCUACAUGUCGAAGAUAUGUCAUAGAAGGAUCUGAAGUGCAAGAAAAUAAUAGUAUUACAACACCAGAUAGAUAUCUUGUGAAAUAUACUGCAAGGAGGUCGAGACCAAAGGGAUUGGUAACUGAGGAUUACCAGCUACUUCCUUGAUGACAAAUUAGUUCUUCCAAGAUGUCUAAAUUGAUUCUCCUUAGCAGGCUUCCAUGACUGUCAUGCAUUCUUCUUCCUCCACAUGUUUUGGGUGCAAUCAUGAAAACAGUUGCCAGAGAAUCUAAUGGUGUCGAAGGAGUUCCUUAUGAGAACACAGAAAGACCUUGAUCAUUGAGGAUGAGGUUUUCUAUGUGGAUUUGCAAGAUUUUCCAGGUCAAAAUCAAGAAAAAUAAAUCUACCAUAUUUUCAUCUUCAAUGUGGAUUCUGAUAUAUGAACAGUACACCUAGUCCAUUAGGUGUUCUCAUCCCACCAAAUUAUUGUUUGUAUCCUCAGAGUUUACCCUAAUUCUGUAUGUACAUCUCUAGAUGUUCUUAAUUAGAAUAAAAUUCUAGUAGUCUGCACUGCA